Molecule: messenger RNA, 1902 nt
Organism: Lachancea fermentati
Lineage: Eukaryota; Fungi; Ascomycota; Saccharomycetes; Saccharomycetales; Saccharomycetaceae
Source: the annotation of a GenBank genome assembly
AUGUCUAAUCCAUUGAGAUCUUCUGGUAACAGUGCGUCGCCCUUUAUAAAAAGGGAACAGCACAGGCGAGAAUUCCUCAGGUCAAGAAGUAAGAAGAACGCUACCCCCAAGCCUUUUGUCAAGAAGGAAGACCCAGAUGCUUAUGACGAGCGGACCAGUCAGAUUUUACAGGGCAGUGGAAGUAGCUCUAAAAAAGUUAAACAAGAAAAUGGUGCCGAAUAUAAUGAAUUUCCCUUGAGGGCAGUGUCUAGUGAGAAGUUGGAGAAUAUUAGAACACACAUCUUGAAAUUUCAAAGUAAGAAGAAGAUAGACCCCACCAAAGACUUUCAUCUUCCGAUCCGUUUGCAUCGCAAGGAUACUAGGAACCUACAAUUUCAAUUAACAAGGGCAGAAAUUGUACAAAGACAAAAAGAAAUUGCUGAGUUCAAGAAUCGGGCAGACGAAGAAGAAAAGGGCGAUGAGAACUCGAGCAAGACAAAUACCCCUAGUGUUAUUGAUGUCGAAGAGGCUCCUUCAACGUCGUCUGUGAAAGAGGAACCAAAAUCUCCGGAGACUCCUGCACAACCGACACCUCCUGUUACAGUUCUAGAGGAAGCAGGCCCUGCUGAAGAUCCCACUAAAGUCGGAAUGGUCAAAUACGAUGGGCAGGAGCAACCUGCAAUUGAUGAAGAUGAAAGUGCUGAUCCAUUUGCCGAUGUUGCUCCUGAUGGAGGUGGACGUUACAGAAGAGGUAACUCAAAGAGAAAAACACGGCAAUUGAAAUUGCUAGAUGAAAAUGCAAAAAGGCUGAGAUUCGAAGAAUUCUAUCCUUGGGUCAUGGAAGACUUUGAUGGUUUAAAUACGUGGGUGGGAUCAUAUGAGGCAGGAAACUCAGACUCAUAUGUAUUAUUAAGUGUCGAAAAUGACGGAAGUUUUACGAUGGUACCUGCAGACAAGGUUUACAAAUUCACAGCUAGAAAUAAAUAUGCUACCCUAACAAUCGAAGAAGCUGAAAAGCGUAUGGAGAAGAAUGGAAAGGGUGUUCCUCGUUGGUUGAUGAAACAUUUGGAUGAUAUUGGCACCACGACGACGAGAUAUGAUAGAACAAGAAGAAGGCUUAAAGCUGUAGAUGCACGCGAAGGUGAUGAUGAGGACAGAGGAGACAAUUCCGAAGUAGAGCUAGAUUUUGAUGAAGAAUUUGCAGAUGACGAGGAAGCUCCAAUUAUUGAUGGCAAUGAACAGGAAAACAAAGAAUCCGAAGACAGAAUAAAAAAGGAAAUGCUACAGGCUAAUGCCAUGGGUCUACGUGAUGAUGAGGAAAUUGAUGAUGAUUUAUUUGGAGAAAAAAAAAUCGACGAUGAGGGUGAAAGAGUUAAAAAAGCAUUGCAAAAGUCAGAUGCUGCCGCUCUUUAUGAGUCUGACGAUGAUGAAUUAAACCCAUACUUAUCGGAAUCGGAUUUGGAAGAUCAAGAUGCAAACACAGUUAAACAGGAAGAUCAAGAGAAUGGGAAAUCGAGCAGAAAAGGCUCACCCAAAAAGAAAUCGUCCAGAGGAAGCCCUACGGCCCCUCAGAUCUACGUCAAGAGUAUUAAAGAUUGCAUGAUUGUUUUGAAAGCUGGAAAAUCAGUAUUGAAUAAUUUCCCAUCGGGAGAGUGGAAUCCACAGGCAAAAAAGCGUUCUUCGGAACAGCCUGCGGAUCUAGGAUCUGCAAAAGGCGGCGCUGAAAGUGAUGAAAAUGCGGAGAACCUUUUAACAGAAGACGACAUUAUCAACGCAGUAUCAGGUAAGAGGAUGACUUUGAAACAGCUUAUCAGGGAGCUCAGAGAAAAAGUAUCUAAGCAUCCAUCGAACAAAGAAAGAAUGAAACUAUUAGUGAAACGAUUGGUGAAACUCAAUGAUGGCUAUCUUGAACUUAACAAGUGA